CGACUUGUCUUUUAUAGGUUUCAUCGAAGGGCACCCUAACAGGUGGCUACUUCAAGAACAUCAGGUCAAAACUUGAGAUUCAAAAGAGUAGAACUGAACUGCAGUCACAGAUAAAAGACGCCGAGAAGGAGUUGGUCAAACUGAGAGAGGACUUACGGAGUAUUGAAUCCGAAAUUAACACUGUCGUCUCUGAUAUGCAAAAAACUGAAACAAAAAAUAGCAAGGCCAAAGGCUACUUUGACAAGCUGAAGGCAGACAUCAGGCUGAUGAAAGAAGAGCUGCUGGGCAUUGAGAGGUACCGAACACCCAAAGAGCGAUCACUGGCUCAGUGCAUCAGCAACCUUGAAGCCAUGCAGACAACGCGAGCCGGUCUAGAAGCUGAAUUGCAUCAGGAUCUUCUAUCACAACUGUCAGUGGUCGAUCAAUUAGAAAUGGAUAAACUGAAUGAUGACAUCAAAAGACUCACUCAUGAGAACAAAUCUGCAUUCUCUACAAGAAUGAAUCUAGAAGCAGCGAAAAAUAAAUUGGAAAAUCUUCUCAUCAAUAAUUUAAUUCGAAGGAAGGAUGAGCUAAUUCAG
Molecule: messenger RNA, 578 nt
Organism: Nilaparvata lugens (brown planthopper)
Lineage: Eukaryota; Metazoa; Arthropoda; Insecta; Hemiptera; Delphacidae
Product: structural maintenance of chromosomes protein 3-like
Exons: 3
Biological process (GO): mitotic sister chromatid cohesion
Molecular function (GO): double-stranded DNA binding; cohesin loader activity
Source: RefSeq, a predicted model, not a curated record